Postia placenta MAD-698-R-SB12 is the source of this 642-nucleotide messenger RNA. RefSeq lists its product as hypothetical. Bases 1 to 642 code for a protein of 213 amino acids. Gene Ontology annotation, biological process: mycotoxin biosynthetic process. The transcript is spliced from 5 exons. The record is from RefSeq and is a predicted model, not a curated record. NCBI's taxonomy places the organism in Eukaryota, Fungi, Basidiomycota, Agaricomycetes, Polyporales, Adustoporiaceae.
AUGCUCGAGAUGCCCAACAUUGUGCAAGACGAGUCUCGGCAUUCUGUACCACCUGCGGUAGAGGCUGUUGAAUACUUGGACGUCAGAUUCAAUGGCACUCUGCACAAACCGUCUGUAUUCAAGGGAGAGCCGAGCCCCGAACUUGAUGCCGCUUGGAACAGCAUUAUCUUUAUCAUGAAGCCGUUGCAGAUAAGCAGUGAGACACUAGCAAAAUUGGGAAAGGAUAAACGGCCAUCGCUCACGCGGCUGCCUGGUGAAUACGGCGGAGACUAUUUGGCCUCCAUGGAGAUCACCCAUCACCUUCAUUGCCUUAACAUGUUGCGCAAGUAUCUGGACUAUGAUUACUACAAAGCAACGGAUGUCGCCAUGCAAGCAGACCCCGUGUCGUACCGAAUGCACCUAGGCACGCCUCAUCAUUGUGUAGACAUUCUGCGACAGCAGCUCCUAUGCAACGCCGACACGGGCUUCAUCACCUAUGAUUGGGUCAAGGGCAAGGACAUCCCGUUCCCAGAUUUCAAUACAUGGCAUAAGUGCAAGAAUAUCGACAAGAUAGUGGCUUGGAACCAUCAGCACGAGGUUCGGAUCCCGUACGGCCGUCUUGCGAGGACCGAAGGUGUGGUCGACCUGGAGGAGACUCCAUGA